AUGGAGGUCUAUGGGGGACGCACAGGCCGGCAGACAGUUCAGAGGGUCCUCGGAGCUGAUAAGUCGUCCCCAUACAGACCAGACGAGAGUUCGGCGCUAUUGACCCUCCAGAACAGCGCUCUUUCAGCAGAUGGCAGCAGCUCCAACAGCAGCCAAGAUUCACUGCACAAGGCCAGUAAGAAGAAAAGCAUCAAGUCUUCCAUUGGCCGCCUUUUUGGGAAGAAGGAGAAAGGAAGGAUGGGCCAGCCUGGACGGGACGGAUCCGCAUCCCUCGCUUCUACACCCUCUGAAGAUCUGGCCUCUGGAGACCCCAUGGGGAUGAACAAGACCGGGACUCUGGGUCCUGCAGAUAAAGACCGCCGCAGCAAGAAGAAGCAUGAGCUACUGGAAGAAGCAUGUCGCCAAGGACUUCCCUUUGCAUCUUGGGAUGGACCUACUGUUGUGUCUUGGUUGGAGCUGUGGGUGGGAAUGCCGGCGUGGUACGUGGCAGCUUGUCGGGCCAACGUGAAGAGUGGUGCGAUUAUGGCCAACCUGUCUGACACGGAGAUCCAGAGGGAGAUCGGCAUCAGUAACCCGCUGCAUCGCCUCAAACUGCGGCUGGCCAUUCAGGAGAUGGUGUCCCUCACCAGCCCCUCUGCCCCCGCCAGCACCCGCUCUUCGACCAGUAACGUGUGGAUGACCCACGCAGAGAUGGAGUCCCUGAACGCAGCCACCAAGCCUCCGCUGAAAGAGUUCAGCUGGGAUCAGAUACUGGCCUACGGCGAUAUGAAUCAUGAGUGGGUGGGUAACGACUGGCUGCCCAGCCUGGGUCUGCCACAGUAUCGCAGUUAUUUCAUGGAGUCCCUGGUGGAUGCCCGCAUGUUGGACCACCUGACCAAGAAGGAGCUCCGAGGACAGCUGAAGAUGGUGGACAGCUUCCACAGGGUCAGCUUGCAUUACGGCAUCAUGUGCCUGAAGCGUCUGAAUUACGAUCGCAAAGAGCUGGAACGGAGGAGAGAGGAGAGCGUCCACCAGAACAAAGAUGUGAUGGUGUGGUCGAAUGAGCGUGUAAUGUGCUGGGUGCAAACUAUUGGCCUGAAGGAGUACGCUGACAACCUCCGUGAGAGCGGCGUCCAUGGGGCUCUGCUGGCUUUAGACGACACCUUCGACUACACUGACCUGGCCCUGCUCCUGCAGAUUCCCAAUCAGAACACACAGGUACUGGGCAGCCUGGAGCAAGAGUACAACUCCCUCAUCUCCAUGGGAACCGAGAGACGGCCUGAUGAGGAUGGAACUAAGACGUUCACCCGCUCACCCUCCUGGAGGAAGAUGUUUAGGGAGAAGGACCUACGGGGCGUGACCUCUGACUCCGCCGAGACCCUGCCUGCUAACUUCCGUGCCUCAGCCAUCUCCACGCCCUCCGUUACCCUGAGAAAGGUUCAGAGUGAUGCCAACUCUGGUGCCCGGGGUGAAUCUGCCUCAGUGGAGGACGUACUCCUGUUGAGGGGCUGA
Sphaeramia orbicularis (orbiculate cardinalfish) is the source of this 1491-nucleotide messenger RNA. Its product is annotated as liprin-alpha-3-like. Gene Ontology annotation, biological process: synapse organization. The transcript has 13 exons. Gene Ontology annotation, cellular component: presynaptic active zone. Bases 1 to 1491 code for a protein of 496 amino acids. The record is from RefSeq and is a predicted model, not a curated record. Gene Ontology annotation, molecular function: protein binding. Lineage: Eukaryota; Metazoa; Chordata; Actinopteri; Kurtiformes; Apogonidae.